Oncorhynchus kisutch (coho salmon) is the source of this 864-nucleotide messenger RNA. Its product is annotated as sterile alpha motif domain-containing protein 10-like. Lineage: Eukaryota; Metazoa; Chordata; Actinopteri; Salmoniformes; Salmonidae. The coding region runs from base 1 to 528 and encodes 175 amino acids. The record is from RefSeq and is a predicted model, not a curated record. Gene Ontology annotation, biological process: cell surface receptor protein tyrosine kinase signaling pathway. The transcript is spliced from 5 exons. Gene Ontology annotation, cellular component: cytoplasmic side of plasma membrane. Gene Ontology annotation, molecular function: protein binding.
AUGGCUGUGGACGCGGCCUCCAGUUUCAGUUUCUGCCGGCCUGCUGUGGAAUACAGAGCGCUGCCGGAGGACUUCAACCACCUGAGUCGACGGACAGGAGGGAACCUGACUUGGCAUGACGGGCGGGGUCAGAAAACAGCAGGGGGCCGGACAGUGAAGCUGCUCCAACAGCCUGGGACAGAGAAAUAUCAGCGCCGUUCAGGCGACUCCUAUGGAAUCUACCACACCAGCCCCACCCAGCCUAGUCUGAUCCAGCCUGUGGUGUUAUGGACUCAGCAGGACGUCUGCAGGUGGUUGAAGAAACACUGUCCUCACAACUACCUGACCUACGUAGAGGCCUUCUCUCAUCACGCCAUCACAGGCCGUGCUCUGUUGCGUCUGAAUGGAGAGAAGCUGGAGAGAAUGGGCUUGGUGCAAGAGACACUGAGGCAGGAGCUCCUACAGCAGGUGCUUCAACUGCAUAUGCAAGAGGAGGGACGAAACCUGCAGCUCCUUAGCAGAGGUGGCUCCUUUGGAAAUCUAUCGUAACAUAACAUUCCAUUUCUGACUGGGUUGUUUACAGUGAAAACUGGAAAGAUUAUAGAGCACUUCAACCAUGUACAAGCUGGGAGUCUGUCCACCAUUCAGAAACUAGGACUGUAAUGUGAACCACAUGGAAACUAUUAACUCUGACGAGGACACAUGAGAUGAUCACAUGCCAUAUCCAACUCAGACAGAACCGGGGGAGAUGGAACACUCCCAAAUAUACAUACAGUACUGUGAUCAAUAGAGCACAGCCCCGACUUUGAAAAGUUGGAUAUUGGUUUUCCAACUAAAGGGACAGACUAUACAGUUCUAUCUGUGAUUUGAAAUGAAAGGAUGUUA